AUGAAUAUUCAUCAAGCGCAUUGUCUACUGCCUGAGGGAGGCACUCCACAAGUCCCCGAAUCCAACAUUACCCCCCUGAGACGCUUUUCCCAAUGGCUACGUUCUGGAUGGACGACUGCGGGAACAACAUCGACCACGGUCGACAACAAUGACAGCAUUGUCUCGGCGUCUGCUGAAACCUCCAUACGCGUCUCUGGACAGUCUACGAUUGGUGUAAUCGGAAACUCGCAAGACGGCUCACACGCGACAGAUAAUGCACACAAAGACCAUGAGACCUUCCCUUGUCGAACUUGUCGCAUGCGGAAAGUCGAAUGUGACCGGUCCCUGCCGCGUUGUUCCAACUGUCUUCAUGAGCAGUUGUUGUGUUUCUAUGUGGAACCCCUCCGGGUAUCUAGAAAAAGGGCCAAGGACCUACAGCUGCAGUCUUCGCUGCAGGAACAACGACCAGCGCCGUUGCAGGAAAGUCGCUGUUGA
This is a messenger RNA of Monascus purpureus, 474 nucleotides long. NCBI's taxonomy places the organism in Eukaryota, Fungi, Ascomycota, Eurotiomycetes, Eurotiales, Aspergillaceae. The record is from the annotation of a GenBank genome assembly.